AUGCCUAUUGAAGUCGGUGGUGAAGAAGAAGAGAGUGAAGGAGGUGAAGCUCCAGCGUCUCAGCUUGAAGCUCUGCGCCACUUACCGCAAAUGGAUGAGCUUCGUAAUCUUGUGCGUUCCAAUCCUGAGAUUCUCCCUUCAUUAAUUCAGCAAAUCGCAACUGUAAACCCUGAGCUGAUGGAAAUCAUCCAAAACAAUCAGGAGGAAUUUCUGCGCAUAUUAAACACUGCGCCUGGUUCAGGUGCUGCACAGGUAGCCCCU
This is a messenger RNA of Ostertagia ostertagi, 261 nucleotides long. The record is from the annotation of a GenBank genome assembly. Lineage: Eukaryota; Metazoa; Nematoda; Chromadorea; Rhabditida; Trichostrongylidae.